Messenger RNA from Polypterus senegalus (gray bichir), 3369 nucleotides. RefSeq names its product H(+)/Cl(-) exchange transporter 4. The record is from RefSeq and is a predicted model, not a curated record. Gene Ontology annotation, molecular function: voltage-gated chloride channel activity. Lineage: Eukaryota; Metazoa; Chordata; Cladistia; Polypteriformes; Polypteridae. The coding region runs from base 37 to 2319 and encodes 760 amino acids. Gene Ontology annotation, biological process: chloride transport; transmembrane transport. The transcript is spliced from 12 exons. Gene Ontology annotation, cellular component: synaptic vesicle; Golgi apparatus; membrane.
CUCCAGGCAGGGCGCCAGCCCACCACAGGCCUGAUAAUGUCUACCACAGGGGAAAUGAAUGGCUCUGGGAAUCUAAUGGAUUUCCUGGAUGAGCCUGUUCCUGAUUCUGGAACUUAUGAAGAUUUCCACACCAUUGACUGGUUGAGGGAGAAGUCCAGGGAUACAGAUAGACACAGGAAGAUCACUAGUAAAAGCAGAGAAUCUAUUUGGGACUUCAUAAAGAGUUUACUUGAUGCCUGGUCUGGAUGGGUAGUCAUGCUGUUCAUUGGACUGCUAGCAGGCACGAUUGCAGGGGUCAAUGACUUAGCUGUGGACUGGAUGACUGACCUGAAAGAAGGGGUGUGCCUCUCUGCAUUUUGGUAUAGUCACGAACAGUGUUGCUGGACAUCAAAUGAAACCACAUUUGACAACAGAGAUAAGUGCCCACAGUGGCAUACUUGGUCAGAACUAAUGAUUGGUCUGACAGACGGUGGAAGCGCUUAUGUGUUAAACUACUUCUUGUAUGUGAUGUGGGCACUUGCAUUUUCGUUCCUGGCUGUAUCCCUUGUAAGAGUUUUUGCUCCAUAUGCAUGUGGCUCUGGAAUUCCUGAGAUUAAGACCAUUUUAAGUGGAUUCAUUAUUAGAGGCUACCUUGGAAAAUGGACACUUCUUAUUAAACCUGUCACUCUUGUUCUGGUAGUGUCUUCAGGCCUCAGUUUGGGGAAGGAAGGACCCAUGGUGCAUGUGGCUUGUUGCUGUGGCAAUCUGUUUUGUAGCCUUUUCUCUAAAUAUAGCAAAAAUGAAGCCAAGAGGAGGGAGGUUUUGUCGGCAGCAGCUGCCGUGGGUGUGUCCGUUGCCUUUGGAGCACCAAUUGGUGGAGUGCUUUUCAGCCUUGAAGAGGUCAGUUACUAUUUCCCACUUAAAACAUUAUGGAGGUCCUUCUUUGCUGCUCUAGUGGCUGCCUUCACUCUCCGUUCAAUUAACCCAUUUGGGAAUAGCCGCUUGGUACUCUUUUAUGUUGAGUACCACACUCCAUGGUAUAUGGCUGAACUUAUUCCUUUCAUCCUGCUUGGAGUCUUUGGAGGUCUUUGGGGAACUCUUUUUAUACGAGCAAAUAUUGCCUGGUGCCGACGUCGCAAAACUACUCAACUUGGCAAGUACCCUGUGCUGGAGGUAAUAGCAGUGACGGCUAUUACUGCUAUUCUUGCUUUCCCCAACCCAUAUACACGAAGAAGCACAAGCAAACUUGUUUCUGAACUCUUUAAUGAUUGUGGUGCUUUGGAGUCCUCCCAGCUUUGUGAUUAUAUCAAUGAUCCCAACAUGACCCGGCCAGUUGAUGACAUUCCAGAUCGUCCUGCAGGCCCUGGUGUCUACUCCGCUUUAUGGCAGCUUGCACUGGCAUUGAUUUUCAAAAUUUUUAUCACUAUUUUCACCUUUGGCAUGAAGAUUCCAUCGGGUUUAUUUAUUCCUAGCAUGGCUGUUGGAGCCAUUGCUGGACGCAUUGUGGGUAUAGCAGUAGAGCAAAUGGCCUACCACCACCAUGACUGGAUUAUAUUUAGAAACUGGUGCCGUCCUGGAGCUGACUGUGUUACUCCUGGAUUGUAUGCAAUGGUGGGAGCUGCAGCUUGCUUAGGUGGAGUAACACGAAUGACCGUAUCUCUUGUGGUGAUAAUGUUUGAAUUAACUGGAGGCUUGGAGUACAUUGUGCCACUUAUGGCUGCUGCUGUCACAAGCAAGUGGGUUGCAGAUGCCUUUGGAAAAGAAGGCAUCUAUGAAUCACACAUUAAGCUUAAUGGUUACCCAUUCCUUGAUGUGAAAGAUGAGUUUACACACAGAACUCUUGCCACAGAUGUGAUGCGUCCACGGCGUAAUGAACCUCCACUAGCCAUUUUAACACAAGACAGUACAACAGUGGAAGAUGUGGAAACCCUCAUCAAAGACACCGACUAUAAUGGCUUUCCUGUUGUUGUCUCUAGGGAGUCAGAGAGACUCAUUGGUUUUGUUCAGAGGAGAGAUCUAAUAUUAGCUAUAAAAAAUGCCAGACAGAAACAAGAGGGUGUAGUGAGCAACUCUGUGGUUUAUUUCAUUGAAGAUGUGCCACAGUUACCAGCCAGUAGUCCCCAACCUCUCAAGCUUCGCCGAAUUCUUAAUCUCAGUCCCUUCACUGUUACAGAUCAUACUCCAAUGGAAACUGUGGUGGACAUUUUUAGAAAGCUGGGACUACGACAGUGCCUUGUCACUCGCAGCGGGCGCCUUUUGGGUAUCAUAACUAAAAAGGAUGUUCUCAGACAUAUGGCCCAGAUGGCAAAUCAAGACCCUGAAUCUAUCAUGUUCAAUUAACAGUAAUAGUACAACCAGGGAGUUCUUAACUUCUUAGCGGGAUAUAUGAUCCUUGCUAAUGUGAGUAGCCAUGCUAAGCUGUGAAAGUAAAGUGUUUGGCUAUGACAAGGACUGGACAGCUGACAUAAACUUGGAACAUUUGAAAGGAGGUGUUCGUGAUUGUCUUAUGCCAUGCCAGACUGUGUACAUUAUAAGCAUGAUUUGCCAAGAAAGUUUGAAUUUUAUUUUAGACUUGUCUUGGAAAAUUAGAUCCGUUCCUAACCUCUGACCUGUUCAAGUUCUAGCUUUUGAUGGGGGUCUGUUUUGCCCAGACUCUAAUCAUGAUGGAAGCUCUUCAUUUAUUGUUCCUAAAAUACUAUUGUAAAGACCAACAGAAAAUAUACUUAUGGUACCUUAGUAUUUCUAUUGCACUUUUAUUAAUAUCAGCCUUUUCCUUCUUCACUUCUAUAUUGUACAUCCAUCAGAACCAUGAAGAAGGAAGUAAUGAUCAUUCAUCAUCCUCGCAAACCAGUAUGGCUGUGUCUCUUUUGGCAAUGUUCAGGCCUUUGGCUUGUGUUCCUCUAAACCUCAUGUUAUAAUUGUAAUGUGAAAUGUUCCUUAUAAAACAUAUCCUUCCUUAUCAGACACCUUUUUCCAUCCUAAAUAUCAAACCUCAUCUGCAGUCUUUUGCUUUGUAUGUUUAUUUUAUUUUUUUGGAUAAGAGCAAAUGGAGGCAUAAUAGUCUGAUGUAUUAAAGUAAUUUAUUUUAGAAAACUUUAUUAUCUUUGUGCCAUUAUCACUGAUUGAUUAACUGCAGUAGAUACUUAAUCUGUUAAAAUUCCAUUUGCUUUUACUCAUGGUUUUCUGAUAGUUAUGCUGUAUGUAAACUGUGCAGAGCUUAGUAGCAACACAUACUCCCCACACAUGGUCUUUGCUGCAAAGACUUCCAAUCAUGAAUUGCACUAUGCAAUUACCUUAGCUUUUAACAGCUGCAUUUUUUUCUCUUCUGUAACAUAAAUUGAUCUGAAAUUUCCCAUUCCCUUUGUAUUAAAAUUUAUGAAUCCAAAAAAA